This is a messenger RNA of Calliphora vicina (urban bluebottle blowfly), 4081 nucleotides long. It is a transcript of the gene SCaMC, whose product is annotated as Short Calcium-binding Mitochondrial Carrier. The transcript has 7 exons. Gene Ontology annotation, molecular function: ATP transmembrane transporter activity; calcium ion binding. Gene Ontology annotation, biological process: ADP transport; transmembrane transport; ATP transport. The record is from RefSeq and is a predicted model, not a curated record. Lineage: Eukaryota; Metazoa; Arthropoda; Insecta; Diptera; Calliphoridae. The coding region runs from base 438 to 2396 and encodes 652 amino acids. Gene Ontology annotation, cellular component: mitochondrial inner membrane.
ACAACAAAUUGGAAAUACCUAGUAAAGAUACGAAAAAAGCGCGAAAUAAUAAAUUAGUUAAAUUCUCAUUUGAUUGCAAAAUAAAUAUGUAUUAAAUAGAACGAUAGUGCAAAUAAAAAAUGAGUCCAUAAGUUUUCAUUUGAUGAAUUUGAGAAAGAAAUAGCAAGAGAAAGAAGAGAAAAUAUAGAAACCAGAGACAGAAACAGAAAGUGGGAGCGAAUAUAAAACAGAGAGUAUUUAAUAAAUUAAUUAAAAAGGCACAAAAUAUAGAAAGAUUAAUAACUAAAACAGACAGACACCAAAGAAUUAAAUAGAGUAAAUUUAAUAGUUUUACUUUAAUUAACUUUUGACAAAAACACAUUUAUACCUUGAAGAGAUUCAUUUAACUAAGAAUAAUAUCUAAUAGAAGUAAAUCAAUAAAAAUAAUAAUUUCUAGAAUGGUCAAUACGCAAGAGCACAGCAACAAUAACAAGAGUGCAAAUGUCAAUGAAAUUGAACAGUUGAAGGGUUCGACCACGAAUACCGCGACAACAGCCGCUACAAGCGCAGCUAACAAUAGUGUAGGUUCUCCGUCGUCCACCACAUCAUCAACAUUAAACUCAUCUUCACCGAAUUCACCAACACAAUUUCCAUCACCUGCAACAACACCUGUAAAGCCUUUGUCGUCUUCAACAAAUUUUGCUAAAAAUGCUUCAGCACAAGCCGCUACAGCUGGUACACAAACCCAUCACAAAUUGAUACCCAUACAAAGUGUACUUCACACAGCUGAUCAUCAGCAUUAUAAUCAGCAGCAUCAUCAUACGCAUCAUAAUUCGUCUUUAAAUCAUUCAUCUGUAAAUCUGCAGUUGCAGCAGAGUGGUGCAACAACAUCUCAUCUUAAUGCUCAUAACUCCUCUACAUUACAACAGUUUCUUGGCGGCAGUGCCACCACCAGCAACACUACAACCACUACUCAUGCCCAGUUGCCAUCCGAGUUGCCACAUGAGGAUGAAGAACGUUUGGAAAAUCUCUUCAAUCAACUCGAUCGGGACGGAAAUGGUCGCAUCGAUGUACACGAUCUCUCAGAAGCUUUACGAGAAUUUGGUCUAUCGAGCGUUUAUGCCGAGAAAUUUUUGGAACACUCUGAUCAAACACAGAGUGGUGAUGUGGGACUCGCUGAAUUUGUUCACUAUGUGCGGGAACAUGAGAAAAACUUACGUUUGCAAUUUUCUCACUUGGACAAAAAUCGAGAUGGAAAAGUCGAUUUGGAAGAGCUGAUAUCGGCAUUUAAGGAUUUGGGUAUUGAAGUAGACAUGGAAGAAGCUAAGAUUUUAUUAUCAAGAAUGGAUCAAGAUGGCAGUUUAAAUAUUAGUUUCAAUGAAUGGCGUGAUUUCCUGUUAUUGGCACCUUCAUCGGAUAUACACGAUUUAAUCAAGUUUUGGCGGCAUUCUACUUACCUCGAUAUUGGUGAGGAUAUGAACGUACCUGAUGAUUUUACACCAACAGAAUUACAAAGUGGCAUGUGGUGGCGUCAUUUGGCAGCUGGUGGUGUUGCUGGUGCUGUAUCCCGUACAUGUACUGCUCCCUUAGAUAGAAUAAAAGUGUUUUUGCAGGUCCAAACACACAAGACAGGAAUCUCAGAUAGUUUAAGAUAUAUGCUUAGAGAAGGCGGUUUACGUAGUAUGUGGCGUGGCAAUGGUAUUAAUGUUUUAAAAAUUGCCCCCGAAUCGGCCAUAAAAUUUGCUGCCUAUGAGAAAAUCAAACGACUGAUACGUGGCGACGAUAAACGUCAAAUGACAAUUGGUGAACGUUUUAUGGCUGGUGCUGCAGCCGGUGGCAUUUCACAGACCGCUAUCUAUCCCAUGGAAGUAUUAAAGACACGUUUGGCUUUACGCAAGACCGGCCAAUACAGCGGUAUUUUGGAUGCGGCGAAAAAGAUAUAUGUCCAUGAGGGUUUACGCAGCUUCUACCGUGGUUACAUUCCUAAUAUGUUGGGCAUUAUACCAUACGCCGGCAUUGAUUUGGCCGUCUAUGAAACAUUAAAGAAGAACUAUUUAAGUAGUCACAACACAGAACAACCCAGUUUUCUAGUAUUACUAGCGUGUGGCAGUGCAUCUUCGACGUUGGGUCAAGUGUGUUCAUAUCCUUUGGCUCUGGUGAGGACACGACUACAAGCUCAAGUCGUGCUUAAAUCGAAACAAUCCGGUUCGCCAAUGGGUGGCAUACCCUUGAAACAAGCUGGUGCUGGCAAUGAUGACAACAUGUUUGGCGUUUUUCGUAAGAUUUUACGAACCGAAGGCAUUUGUGGUCUCUAUCGUGGCAUAACACCCAAUUUCAUUAAAGUUUUACCGGCCGUUUCCAUAAGUUAUGUGGUCUAUGAAUACUCUAGCAGAUGUUUGGGCGUUAAUAUGACAUGAUGUGUUUGCUACGACACUAUCAUUAUUUAUAUGAUUUGCCACAUUAAAUUUACAUCCGAACAAACCAAUAAUUCAGCAGCUGUGCUUGCUCUCUUUUCUUCGUCAUCUUCUUCCCAAUCUAUCUAUAUAUUAAACGCUCUUCGCCCCUCACCUUCCACAUCUAUCACUACCACCACCACCACCACCACCACUCCACCACUAACCUUACAACUACAUACUACAACUAUAUACUGUAUUACGUUUACUGUAAUCUUAACAUUUAAAUUUUAGCCUUAAUUUAGUUUAAAUUAUUCUUAUUCUAAUUCUAAUUCUAAUACUAUAUUUUUAUUUGUAUUGUAUUUGUUAGUAAUGUUUUUUAUUAUGAAUACAAAAGAAAAGAAAUGAAAAUGAAAAAAAUGUAAUUGAAAGAAGAAUGAAAAAGAAAGUUAAUUUAAUGCCAAGAAAAAGCUAAAUGAAAUUAUUGAAGAAAAAACUGAAAAAAUAAACUUUCCUAAGUGAUACUAUUGCUAAUAUAUUUACAUAUAAUUAAACAAUUAAACAAAUAAUAAAUAGUAAACAAACCAACAAAUAAAUGAUUAACAUUAAUAACCUUAAAAUACCUAUCUAUAUACAUACCUAAAUACAAAUAUUUAUUGAAAUGCUAAAGAAAAGUUAUAGAAUUCUUUUUUAUUGUAUUUAAAUUAAAUUAGUUUUUAUUUAAUUUAUUUAUAAUAAAUAAACAACUUCUUUAAACUUUGACCUCUUUUAAGAUAAUUGAAUUACAAUUCCUUGCUUUUUUUAUUUAUAAAUAAAAGAAAAAAUCCCUUAAUUUUUGUAUAGAUUCCAAAUACUUGUAUAUUUAAUUUAUCUUAAUAUGAAAAAAAAACCAACAACAAAUAAAUAUAAAUAGCAAAUUUUUUAAAAUUAAAUACAAAAAAAGUUUAUUUUUUUAUUUAUCUUUAAUAACUUUGAAAAAAUUAGACUUUUUCUUUGAAAAAAAUUAAGCUAACUACUACAUUUAUGAGGCUGAAAAAAAGGGUUUUGUAGCUUUGUUAAUUUAGUUUUUUAACUUAUUUUUGAUAAAAAAAAAAACAAAAAAAAGGAAAAAUCAUAUAAACUUAAAGUUAACUUAAAAACAAAAAGAAACUCAACGAUAUUAUUAUUUUCAAAUAAAAAUUUAGUAUAUACUACUAUUUUAUUAGCCUCAUCAUCAAUAUUUACAUAAAUAAACAUAUGUUGUAUGGUAUGUACUAUAAAUGAAAUUUAAAAAUUAAAAUAAAACUGAGUAUUUGAAAUGGCCAUCUACAUGUGAAUGCAGUUUAAAAUACUUAAUACGAAAAUAUGAAACAUAUAUGAAAAAUUUCAAAUAUUUUUUAUAUAAAACAAAAAAAUAUUUUCUUUUUCUUUAAAAUUAAGAAAUUUCAAUGCAAAAUUUUUAACCAAAUAUUUUACUUUUUAUAAAAGCAUUUAAUUUCAGGAAAUUCACUUUUCAAAACAAACAAAAAUAUAUGUUUUUCUUUCUUUCAGUGUCUUUUUUGUUGUUGAUAAUACUUAAAAAGUUACAAAAAAUUACAAUAUAUUAAAUAAGAACACAAAAAUAUUAAUAAAUGCCUUUAUUUAAUCCGUAAAAUAUGUAUUUAAAAUCCAAAACUAAAUAUAAAAAAAUGAAAAUAAAAUUUAUCUUUAAAUUCAAUAAAACUUAAAAA